GCUACACGUACAUAUGCAUGUAUAUGCAGUAUACAUAAAAAAUAAUGAUGAUGACAAAGAGACACACUCUCAUUAUUGCUCCAGAAUCAGUUGGAACGUAACCAUAAUUCCGGAUGGAGAUAGGAUAGCAAUAUUACACUCACAGCAACUAUACUAAUAGAAAUUCUUGAAAUAUCACCACAACCACAAGUAUUUAAUAAAGAUCGACUUCAAGAAAGACAUCAAAUCAAGACAGGAAAGUCAUAAUGUCAAGACAAAUGCCAUCAUCAUCAUCCAUCCUUGCGGUCUGCAGUAUCAUUUCGCUGAUUUUAGUGCAAAAUAUUAAUUCCCAAUCCUCACCUAACGAUACAACCACAGCUUCAGCAACAACAGCAUUGUUACUAAACUCAACAACACCGAAUGAAAACGUGACUUCAAACUACAAUAGUACUUCUACCACUACUUUGACUAUUUCUACACCAGCUACAACGACAACAAAAGUAUUAAUUCAACCUCGAGCGCAAGAUGACAAGGAAUCCCCUGGAAAACUCUGUGAAACGGACAAUGACUUAAUUGGUCAACAUCUUGGGUGCAGUUGCGUAGAUUUGAAUGGGGGAGUUAAAUCGGCAAACUGUGCAGAUAAAUGGAUCGGUUACAAUAAUAGUUUGAAUCUACCCUUUAAACUAAAUAUUUCCAGACAUGUUCGAAUUCUAGAUUUAUCCAAAAACCAUUUGGAGAUUUUAGAUGAGAAUACGUUCGGGGAUUGUGAAGGAUUAAGAGAAUUGAACUUGUACAAAAAUCACAUUGGAUACAUAAAAAGUCUUAACUGCACUGGGAUAAAGAAAUUAGAUUUGAGUUGGAACCAUUUACAUAACCUGACAAAUGAAUCAUUUAAAAACUUAAGUAAAUUGGAGGAACUUGACUUAAACCACAACCAUCUAAUCAUAGUUGAGCCAAAUUCAUUGGACCGUCUCAAGAAUUUGAGGGUUCUCAAUCUUGCCUCGAAUCCCCUGGGCCAAGAGCUAAAUUUUUACUCUGACUAUAUUCUCUCAUUGGACAACUUGGUUCUUCUUGAGACUUUGGACCUGAGCAACACUUCACUUCCAGAUUUUCCAUUAUCCCUCAUUCAAGGAACAAAGAACAUUAAACGGCUGAGACUUGCAAACAACAUGAUCACCUAUCUUCCGGAAGGAGUUUUACACGAAUUGACAAGUUUAGAGUAUUUAGACUUAAGUGGAAAUUGGUUCGAGACCUUAGUACCUUUCGGUUUCAAUGGUUUGAGCACUCUACGAAUUCUGAUUUUGGAUCGUAUGCCUUAUUUGAAAAAAAUUGAGCAGCAUGCAUUUGCUGGGCUGAGCUCAUUGACCGAGCUAUCUUGUCAGAAAAAUCACUAUCUUUCCUUCAUUGAUGUGAUGGCAUUUCGGAUGGCUCGGGAACUUGAAAAAGAGUUAGUGGAGGGUGACAGCCAUCCAAAAAUUGUGCACCUGGCCGACAACAAUCUUAACUACUUUGAGUAUGGACUUCUCGUUUGGAAAGAUAUGGAAUGGCUGGAACUUUACAGAAACCCGUGGAUUUGUGAUUGCAACUUGCAAUGGGCAGCCGAGUUUUCUGCUCACAAGAAAGCGGAUGCUGCUAUUUUAAUGGACCCAGAUUUUACUUGCAUGGAACCACAUAUUUUUGCUGGGGUCCAAGUCACCACAGUUGCACCUGAAGAGAUGCUGUGUUAUUCCCCAGCAGCCACUGUUGCAGGGCUCGUGGGAAUUAUUCUUUUCGGAUUUCUGCUCUUUACGUUUUGCUCUAUCUUAAUUUUGAACCACAUGGGAAUGUUGCCUGACUGGGUGAGGACCUACAAUAUCUUUGGAAGCGGAAGCUCUCUCCCAAAAUAUAUGAGAGUCAAUCCAAAACCUGCUAGAGCAAGGCGAAUGGAACGCAUGGGGGUGAUCCCACCGCCGGAGAAAGGGGAACCAGUCCCUGGAGAUCUGGAGUGGGAUAGUGGAGAUAUUGGGCCAACAUAAAUAAAUAUUUACAUGAAUGCAACGAAAUUUUAAACGAAUUACAAUCUAUCAUUAUUAUUUUAUUAUUUAUGAUUUUUUUAAUUUAUAGCUCUCUGUGAUUAUUACUGGUCAAUUUUAUAAAACAAGACAUUGUGUAACUUGUGUAUGUAUUGUGUCAAUAAAUCUACCUAUAUUUAAACACAA
Folsomia candida is the source of this 2177-nucleotide messenger RNA. Its product is annotated as leucine-rich repeats and immunoglobulin-like domains protein 1. Gene Ontology annotation, cellular component: extracellular matrix. Gene Ontology annotation, molecular function: protein binding. Lineage: Eukaryota; Metazoa; Arthropoda; Collembola; Entomobryomorpha; Isotomidae. The record is from RefSeq and is a predicted model, not a curated record. The transcript has 10 exons. Bases 246 to 1994 code for a protein of 582 amino acids.